Molecule: messenger RNA, 951 nt
Organism: Acanthosepion pharaonis
Lineage: Eukaryota; Metazoa; Mollusca; Cephalopoda; Sepiida; Sepiidae
Source: the annotation of a GenBank genome assembly
AUGUGGAAACUGCUUAGAAUAGAACCACUUUUUACCAAUUAUCUUUUCUCUUUUCUUUCAGCUGGAUACAAUAAACUCAAGUUGUUCCUCAGUUUUGCAGUUGGUGGCUUAUUGGGAGAUGUCUUCUUACAUCUGCUACCUGAGGCUUGGAGCCAUGUCAACACAUCUGAAGACUUUAUGUGGAUUGGUAAAUGCAUAUUGGUAGGAAUCCUGUUAUUUCUCAUUAUAGAAAAAUUCAUGGGAGAACAAAAUGCAGAAUCUAAGGAGGUUGAAAGUUCGGAUCCUGUGACAGAAAAAACUUUAAAUGAAUCUUCCACUAAUGAACACAAAGUAAAUCACACAAGCUCAAAAUGUUUAGAUGGACAUUCCUGUCAUAAUCUGACACAGAGAAACUCUCAAAUUUGCCAGACUCCCAAACAUGACGAUGUUUCAAAAGUAGAUAAAUUAAAAAAAAAUGAAUCUUCAGAAAACAAAAAUGAUACCAACAAGGAGAAUAUUCAGAUCAGUGGUUAUUUAAAUCUUUUCGCAAACUGUGUAGAUAACUUCACACAUGGACUGGCAAUUGCCGGAAGCUACCUUGUAAGCCGAAAGGUUGGGAUUAUAACAACCAUAGCCAUUCUGUUACAUGAAAUUCCUCAUGAAGUUGGAGAUUUUGCAAUUUUACUUCGAGCUGGUUUCAAUCGAUGGAAAGCGGCAAAAGCUCAGCUUCUCACUGCAACUGGCGGAUUACUUGGAGCAUUUACAGCACUAACAGCAGAAUCUGCUGAAGAAGCAGGAGUGAAAACAGCUUGGAUCUUACCAUUUACUGCUGGUGGUUUUAUUUAUAUUGCCUUGGUUACAAUUGUUCCAGAACUUGUAAAAGAAGAUGACCUAAAACAAUCCCUGUACCAAGUCGUCUGCAUCGGUGCUGGAAUUUUUUGUAUGCUUUUAGUGACAUUGGUGUUUGAAUGA